CUGAAACUUGUGUUCUGUCGCUUUUUCUUGGUAUCGCGCUUCGGUUGGGUUGCAUUCUGUGUAGCUCUCUACACAUUUUGCAAAUGCCUAUCGUUACUUAAACCAGAUUGAAUUUAUUUCGUGAAUAAAAAAAAUACUAGAUUAACAGUGAUCUAACGUUCCACUUUAUACAAAGGCUGUAUUUAUUUUAUAAUUUGAUGUAAUUCUGUGGCUAAUCUCACUGCGGGAAUUGUGGUUUUCUGUUUCCGUCGUAUCCAUUACGGUUUCGUGAUUCUUCCUGAUUGAAAGGUUGAUGAUUCCACUGAAGCAGAUCCUACAUUGAGACGUUGUAUAUUUCGCUGUGAAACUUUUUAAUUCCUAAGAAUGUCCCUCCGACAGUACCGGAAGCCGACCCAUGGUGGCAGCAAUGGAGCCAUAUCUACGGAAUCUGCAGCUGACCAGAAGCUCGAACUGGUGCCCGGAAGACGUCGGAUUCAAGCCCUACCAGACAGCGAAAGUGAAGGUGAAGGCAGUGCAAUGAAAAAUGUGACAGCUCCAGUGAUUGCAACCCCUGUACCCAUUCCAACGGUUGGUCCAGUUUCCGCAUCGUCAGCUGCAGCUAAUGUUUCCCCGGGAAACAGCACUUCAACAGCUACGAUUCCAUCCCAGGUAUUGACCGUUAAGGAAAAAGAGCAGUGUCUGCAAAGUGUUCGUGCGAAGCGACCGGAUGUGGACGCAAUGGAUGUUCAAGAUGCGCUUGUUCGGAAUGGAUGGAGUGUUGAGAAAUCGUUGGACGAGCUUAAAUCGUAUGUUCCCUCGAGGAAACGUGUGUUGGAGGUGUCACCCGUUUUGCCCCAUAAGGCUGCUAUAUUGAGUAAUGCACAGAAAGUGACGAACCCUAACAAGAAACGUCGUAUGCGGCCGGUAGACGGCGAUAGCGAAGAUGACUCCGAUAGACCCAAGGAACGUGUUUUCGACAGUGAUGAAGAUAGUGAGGACAAUUCCCAAAACUACGGUAUGUCACGGGACAGGAAGAGUGUUUUCGAGUUCUUCAACAAUGCUACGGUUAACGAACUCUCGGCCGUGAAAAAGCUUUCAACGAAGAAAGUAGAUUUAGUCAUGGAACUAAGGCCUUUCAAACACUGGGAUGAUCUGGUGGACAAAUUAAAAUCGCACAAAUCGCUUCAAACCGACUUGUUGAACUACGCCCAGGAGUACCUGUCCAAGAGAAAUAGUUUGGUUACAAUUAUGAACAAGUGUAGGAAAAUGGUUCAGAAAUUAGAGUCCGCUAUUGCGGUCGGAGGAGGAGUUGUGGAACAACCUUCUAACAUUCCCGAAGGAUUCAAAUUGGCCGAGUAUCAGAUGGUUGGUUUGAAUUGGCUUACUGUUAUGCACCGGAACGAUAUGAAUGGGAUUCUUGCCGACGAGAUGGGUUUGGGGAAAACAAUUCAAGUGAUCUCUUUUCUGGCCUGGUUGAAGGAAAACGAUCUUAUCAGCCAGCCACAACUAAUAGUUGUUCCAUCGUCUACGCUAGAUAAUUGGGACAAUGAGCUUCGCAAAUGGUGCCCGGAGCUGAUCGUCAUGAAAUACUACGGAAAUCAGGAUGAAAGACGUAUGAUCCGGAUCGACUGGGCGAAGAAUGGCAUUUCGGACGUUGAUGUCGUGCUGACCACUUAUCAUAUGAUGGGUGCAUCCGGGGAAGAGAAAAAAAUGUGGCGUGUUACGGCCUUCCAAUAUGUGAUAUUUGAUGAAGCACACAUGCUGAAAAACAUGACUUCACAGAGAUACGAGAAUCUGCUACGGAUACGAGCCGCGAGGCGUCUUCUUUUGACCGGAACCCCGCUACAGAACAAUCUGCUAGAAUUGAUGUCUCUGCUGUGUUUCGUGAUGCCUCAACUGUUUGGCGGGAAAGUGGAGGAUAUCAAGGCAUUGUUCCAAGGGAGAAUCAAAGCGUCCAAAUUAGAAGGAGGUGAAGAUCAAACAACAUUCGAGAAGAAUCAGAUCGAGCGGGCGAAACAGAUAAUGAAACCAUUCAUUCUGCGGCGAUUGAAGAAAGAUGUUUUAAACCACUUGCCACCAAAGACGGAGAAUAUCGUGAAAGUUCCUAUGCUGGAUUCUCAGAAAGAAAAAUAUCUCAGUUUAGUUAGUGAAUAUCAAAAUGAUACCGGAGUGAUUAGAUCCACCACCGAAAUCAGCGGAAUGGCGAUAAUGAUGGACAUGCGAAAGUUGGCCAACCAUCCUCUGCUGCUAAGGUACUACUUUACUGAUGCCGAAGUUCGGAAGAUUGCUCGAAAGCUAGCUGGCGACUCGGGAUGGAAGGGUAACAACGUCGACGAAGUGUUCCAGGAUAUUGCCUAUAUGUCCGACUUCAUGUUGUAUAAGUUGAAAGAGAAGUAUACUAGUUUAUACGAUCUUCGAAUACCUGACAAACUAAUAACGGCCUCGGGGAAAUUCCGUCAGUUGGAUGAACUGUUGCCGAAGCUGAAGAGCGAAGGUCACCGAGUGCUGAUCUUCAGUCAAUUCGUUAUGAUGCUGGACAUCAUGGAGAAGUACCUGAGCAUCCGAAAAUACGGAUACUUGCGGCUAGAUGGCCAAACGGCGGUUACCGACCGGCAAGAGAUGAUUGAUCAGUAUACACAGGAUCCUAGCAUUUUUAUAUUCUUACUGUCAACGAAAGCUGGAGGAUUGGGAAUAAACUUAACCGCGGCCGAUACCGUAAUCAUCCAUGACAUAGACUUCAACCCCUACAACGACAAACAAGCAGAAGACAGAAGUCAUCGGAUGGGUCAAACAAAACCGGUUACCAUUUAUAAGCUUAUUUCGGACGGAACAAUUGAGGAGGGUAUGCUCAUGAUAGCCCAGGAAAAAUUGAAGCUCGAGAAAGAUGUUACAGAAGAAGGCGAAGACAAGAAAGAAGAGCACAAAUGUAUGGUUCGACUGCUGACGAUGGCAUUGGGAAUGGACGAAAAUAAGGCGGAAACGAUAUUGAAAAAUGAAUCCCCGAAAAAAAAUCUAGAAGAUGUUGACUUUUGAGUUGUGGUAGCAUUCUUUCUGCCAACUAAAUUCACUUAAGUAUUCCAUUGCAUUCAAUGUGUUGUUAUAAUUACAAAUCGGAUAACUACGCAAAAUACCUGUCCUUCACCAGUGCGACAUGCGGUCGGUAAUAUUGGAAACUUAAGUAGCUUACAUUUGAUUCACCACAACUCAUUUCGUUCCAAAAUAUUGCACAGGUAUGCUCCGAACACAGGCAUGUUCUCUUUUAUGUGAGUUAUGGUAGUGCGAACAAAAUAUUUAAUUCUCUUAUACCAAUAAUUGUAUUUUUAAGCGAAUAAGUUAUACACAUUUUAUUGAG
Molecule: messenger RNA, 3331 nt
Organism: Toxorhynchites rutilus septentrionalis
Lineage: Eukaryota; Metazoa; Arthropoda; Insecta; Diptera; Culicidae
Gene: Etl1
Product: SWI/SNF-related matrix-associated actin-dependent regulator of chromatin subfamily A containing DEAD/H box 1 homolog
Exons: 8
Coding region: 364-3012 (882 amino acids)
Cellular component (GO): nucleus
Molecular function (GO): ATP binding; ATP-dependent chromatin remodeler activity; chromatin binding
Source: RefSeq, a predicted model, not a curated record